Molecule: messenger RNA, 468 nt
Organism: Struthio camelus australis
Lineage: Eukaryota; Metazoa; Chordata; Aves; Struthioniformes; Struthionidae
Gene: SH2D1A
Product: SH2 domain containing 1A
Biological process (GO): regulation of signal transduction; regulation of immune response
Source: RefSeq, a predicted model, not a curated record
CAGCACCGUGCGCCGUGAGCACCGCCGUGUCGACCACGUUGGGACAAGGCCUCCGGUGGCCAGGCCGCCAUGGAGUCACUGCCAGUGUACCAUGGGAGCAUCACGCGGGAGGCCGGCGAGAAGCUGCUGCUGGACUCGGGGCUUGAUGGCAGCUACCUGCUGAGGGACAGUGAGAGCAUCCCGGGAGUGUACUGCCUCUGCGUGCUGCAUCAAGGUUACAUUUAUACAUACAGGGUGUCCAAGACAGAAGCGGGGUCCUGGAGUGCUGAGACGGCGCCCGGCGUGCACAGGCGGCUCUUCCGGAAGGUGCACAACCUGCUCACGGCCUUCCAGAAGCCCGACCAGGGCAUCGUGACGCCACUGCAGCACCCCAUCGUCACCGAGGGCAAAGCCAAGCCCCCCGCAGGGAGAAAGGAAGGCCAUGACUUUUACCUGCAGCCAUCAUGAAGACACCUCCCCAAGUAUGGC